AUGUGGACCUGCAUUGCUUGGAGAAGGCGUGGUGGUCGCGUGGUUCCGCGUAUCAGGGAAGCUCCCGAAAAUGAGGUGAACAGGAUCCGCACGGCGCGCUGGAUCGGCUUCCGUAUGAGUCUCUGCGAAUGCCAGCUUGGGCAGUCCGACACUGGCUUCUGCCCCAAGUGCAGACUGAAAACGAUUCGGCUUGCCGAUUCCAAGCGUGUUGAUUCGGAGAACAUAUUCGGAGACUUGCACCCGGCUCGCGAUGCAUUGCUGGACUGCCCACUUGCAGCUUCUUUUCAUGAGUAUGCCGGCAAGGGCAGGGGCUGCGCCAGAGAGCAUGCUGUGAAGUUCCGGCUCUUCACUGGCUGCAGAACGCGGGCCUGCAUCAUUCGACUUGAGCAAAGUGCUUGGCAGACGAGGGCAUCUCGGGUCGGGGGGAUCACGGGCUACAGUUUGGUGGCUGGGCCAGCUGCUUUCACCAUCUCUCCACGGCGCCAUCUUGGCACAUUACGCCGAUGCGAGAUAACCUGCGGACGCCAAACGGUGCCUCGGGUCCGUCUGGAAGCCGCAGCACGGAGUCGGCAUUGCCAGGCUGCCAGGCUGCUAGACAUCUGCUAG
Messenger RNA from Symbiodinium sp. CCMP2592, 606 nucleotides. The record is from the annotation of a GenBank genome assembly. NCBI's taxonomy places the organism in Eukaryota, Dinophyceae, Suessiales, Symbiodiniaceae.